Messenger RNA from Bursaphelenchus okinawaensis, 1461 nucleotides. The record is from the annotation of a GenBank genome assembly. Lineage: Eukaryota; Metazoa; Nematoda; Chromadorea; Rhabditida; Aphelenchoididae.
AUGGUUGAAGAUGGUGUUCCAACCAAAAAAAUGAGGGUUGAUGCUGAAGAUGAAGUAAAACAAGAUCGUCGUAAGCUUUUUAUUGUCAAUCUUAAGAAAUUUUAAAAUAUUUUAUAGUCUGUUUACUUGUUUUAUAAACGUUUGUUGUUUUAGAUGUUAACUGGCUUCGGAACAAAGAAGAUACCUUCAACGUGCCAGAAUUCAACGACUUCAAAGUUGUUUGUCGUAACAACGUCUUUUAUGUGAGUCUUUCUUAUUAGAUUUUUUAUUUGAGGAAUUUUUAGGCUUAUAUUGCUGUAUUGACGGCUUCUGAAAAUUUUUUACUUAUUUUAGGCAUCAAAACUGCAAUUAGUGAAUGCUUCACCUGUUAUUCACAAAAUGUUGAAAUCGGAUCCACAGAAAGUUAAGAUUGAGAUGUUGGAUGCGUCACCAGCAGCAGUAGAAGCUUUAUUGAGGUACAUUUUCAAUGGCAAACUUAUCUUCGACUUUGAUAUUGCUCGCGCGGUCUUGAUUCUGGCUGCCAAAUACGAAAUACAGUCUUUGAAGGUAAUUUUCUUUAAUGUAAUGGUUUCAUGGUGUUUGUUUUUUAAAGGUUUUUAUGGUUUUUAUUUUUAGGUAACAAAUUGUAUUAUUUAGGUGGCAACUUAAUGUUAUUUUGGUUUUCAGGAUUUGUGUGAAGAUGUAUUAGUUACCCAAAUGAAGUUUGAUCAUGUUAAAGACUUGAUGGCCUUGUCGUAUGAACUCGAUCUCUACAACCUUCGAAGCAAAUGUUUCAAAAUUGGGGCCAAAGCUACGAAACCUCCAAAUGUGGCCACAGUGCAUUCAAUAAGGGAAAUACUCAAAGAUCAACCAUUUACUUUGGCAUUAUCUAACAAAUUCAAGAAGAAUGCUUUAUGUAUUGUGCAGGAGAACGAAGACUUGGAUAUUGAACCCAAAAUGGCACUUGUUAUGGGAGAAAAAAGCAAUAAUACUGUGUUGUUCAACGCUCAGAUCAAGGAGAAUGUCGGAAAGGAGGAAGUCUUACCACUGGUUAUUAACUGGUAUGCUGUUGAGGACGAUGGAGACACAGAACUGUGUGGAAUCUACACUUGUGCCUUUUCAUUUCUCUCUCCUGCUGCCUUGUUUGAGUCUGGAGUUGUAGAUGAAAGUGUGGAUCUGCAUGGAAUCGAUAUUCCAGAAAUUGGAAGAGUGAGCGAUUGUUUUGAUGAGUGUUUUGCACAAUCCUAUCUUCAUGCUGAAACUGCCAAUUGUGAAUCAUCAACUUCAUCGGCCGGUAAGUGUGAAAGUGGAAGAUCUCAAGGUGGGAAGAAGAAGAUGAAACGAACUCUGCCGAACUUGACUGUAAAAUCUUCUCCAUUCGCUGUGUCUACUCCAUUAUCGACCAGUGCUCCAGUCGGGUUGAAGACUUUGUUCUCAACGCCUGCACAUGUGGUACCAAUGAGAAAGAAUAUUGGUGCGUGA